This is a messenger RNA of Camelina sativa (false flax), 1036 nucleotides long. Its product is annotated as nicotinamidase 1. Gene Ontology annotation, molecular function: nicotinamidase activity. The record is from RefSeq and is a predicted model, not a curated record. Gene Ontology annotation, biological process: pyridine nucleotide salvage. NCBI's taxonomy places the organism in Eukaryota, Viridiplantae, Streptophyta, Magnoliopsida, Brassicales, Brassicaceae.
AAUAAUAUCUAAAUAUUAUCCUUACAGACGAAACAAACGACCAAGACCAACUUGUUUCAUAUGUCUCUUCUACUUUAGACAAUUUUGAUCUCAGUUUUCUCAAUCGCCUCUUCUAGACGUAGACCCGUAUCGAUAUGGCGAAUUAUGAAACGAUACUAGAUCAUCUGAAGAAGGAGAUUCCACUGGACGAAAAAGAAUCUCUUGUUUUGAAUCGAGACUCGAGCGUUGGUCUUGUCAUCGUUGACGUUGUUAAUGGCUUCUGCACAGUUGGCUCAGGCAAUAUGGCUCCAACACAGCCUAAUGAACAGAUAUCGAAGAUGGUAGAGGAAAGUGCAAAGCUUGCUAGAGACUUCUGUGAUCGGAAUUGGCCGGUUUUUGCGUUUAUUGACUCUCAUCAUCCUGAUAUACCUGAGGUCCCUUAUCCUCCUCAUUGUAUUAUAGGAACUGAGGAAUCUAAACUUGUUCCUGCUCUCCAGUGGCUUGAAAGUGAGGAUUGUGUCACUCUUAGGAGGAAGGAUUGUGUUAAUGGGUUUGUGGGUUCGAUGGAGAAAGAUGGUUCUAAUGUUUUUGUUGAUUGGGUUAAGGAAACACAGAUCAAAGUUAUUCUGGUUGUAGGUAUAUGUACGGACAUAUGUGUGUUUGAUUUUGUGGCUGCUGCGCUCUCUGCUCGAAACCACGGUGUUCUUAGUCCUCUAGAAGAUGUGGUGGUGUAUUCGCGUGGCUGUGCUACUUUUGACCUUCCUCUUCAUGUUGCUAAAGACAUCAAAGGCGCUCAGGCUCAUCCGCAGGAUUUGAUGCACCAUGUAGGUCUAUACAUGGCUAAAGGAAGAGGGGCUAAGGUAGUCUCUGAAAUUUCAUUCGAGACUUAAAAUACACUAUCUCGUAUAUAAAAACAUAACAUUUCUUUUCAGUAAUUUAUUGAGUAUGCCUCUUUUUUUCUUGUAAAAUUGGUUAUGAAGCUUGUUUUCUGAUGAAAUCAACUCGUGUAACUGUUUCAGAAUGCAAAUAAUAUGAUUUCUCAUCUGUCUAAAUGAAA